AACUGAACAGCUUUGUAUGAGAGAAUUUUAGGCCAAAAAAUCGAAAAUGUUCUGUAUUCUGACCCUGUUCAUCUUUCUGUGCUUUCAGGACAAGAAGCUGGAUCAACAAUAUGAACAGACCACCAAGACUCUGUUCUUCCACAGCAAUGCUGAGCUCCUGAGCAGCCUGGAGUCCGCAUCAGUUAGGAUCUUCAAACCUCCGACCUUCCCGACCAGCACUUCCUCCGCUGGUCUUCGUUUCCAGGCGGUCAGCCCUGCGCAGACCCCCAGCAGCCCUCUGCUCCCUGAUCCCACCCCCAGCCCGGGCCAAGCCCCUCUGGAUAGCCCCCGCAUGGCCACCAUCCAGGAGGACCCCAGCUUGGACACCGAGGCUCUGGAGGAGGCGUUCGGCCGGCCGGCCGGCUCCACUCAGCGCUCCUUCGAGGACCUGACGGAGAAUAGCGUGACGAAUCGCGGCGAGAAGGCGCUGAUGCUCAAACUGCAGAGACAGCAUCAGAUCGACACCAAGGAGACGCAGUGCUGAUUGGACGCGCCUGCACGUUGGGGUGUCACGGUUACGUUGCUCCAAAAAAUUUAAUUAGAUUCAAUUUAAACUGUUUUUUACCCCCCAACAGUGAAGUCACCUUUCUCAGCAACACAUCAAACAUAUUUUGUGUAUACUUAUUAAAGGUCCCAUGACAUGGUGCUCUUUGGAUGCUUUUAUAUAGACCUUAGUGGUCCCCUAAUACUGUAUCUGAAGUCUCUUUUAUAUAGACCUUAGU
Messenger RNA from Perca fluviatilis (European perch), 761 nucleotides. RefSeq names its product disintegrin and metalloproteinase domain-containing protein 17-like. The coding region runs from base 47 to 523 and encodes 158 amino acids. The record is from RefSeq and is a predicted model, not a curated record. The transcript has 2 exons. NCBI's taxonomy places the organism in Eukaryota, Metazoa, Chordata, Actinopteri, Perciformes, Percidae.